AUGGAGUGGUCCAAGCAGACAUACAACUCUCAGUACGAGAAGUGGGUGCCCUGGGCAGAGGAUCUCUACCUGAGGUGGUUCACCAAGGACAACAAGACAUCAUAUGCCGCUAAGCGCAGGGACGAUAAGGGCAACUACGCCGACAGCAGCAUUCCCGGCGCCGGCGUCGCCAACAGCGCGGCUACAGACCUCGUCGACGGCCGCAAGGCCGUCGGCGGUGGCCUCCCCAGCGGCGUCAAGGGUGCUGGCGGUUACGUCGGCGGCCUCUUCGGCGGCGGCAAGAAGCGGAGGAGGAGCAGCAGCAGCAGCAGAAGAAGUAGAGAGGGUUCCCACCUGAUGAAACCCCACGACUGUUAUCAUGAGCGCAAAUGUUUGAGCGUUUGCUGUGGUGCUCAUUUCCCAUGGUUUGGCGCUUUGGAUUAG
Messenger RNA from Verticillium alfalfae VaMs.102, 423 nucleotides. RefSeq lists its product as hypothetical. Bases 1 to 423 code for a protein of 140 amino acids. The record is from RefSeq and is a predicted model, not a curated record. Lineage: Eukaryota; Fungi; Ascomycota; Sordariomycetes; Glomerellales; Plectosphaerellaceae. The transcript is spliced from 2 exons.